ACACGAUGUCGGACGACGAGAUGGGCCCCGAGCCUUCGCGCCCGCCUCUCUUCUUUGCCAGCUCGGAUGAAGAAGAGGACACGGAGGAUGUGGCUCCGGAAUCUGAGGCCCGGACGGCUCCAGAGACGUCGAGCCCAUCGUCUCGCGCCUCUUCGCCUCCCAUAAUCAUCGUCGACAGCGAUGAAGAGACGAAAGUGGAGUCCCACAUUCCGCAGAAACGCGCCGCACACACGGAUGAGGUAGUUGACGACCCAAAGAGCCCGCUGAAAGCGCGACCGGACCAAGAGGCACCUUCAGCCGACCCUGCGCGCACAUCUGUGCCGCCUGCGGCGAAGAAACGACGCGUAUCCCCGGAGGCACCGCCAACACCGGACUCGUCCCCCACUUACAUCGGCGAAAUGGUGUUCGGACACGCAUGGAGCAACGUGUCCGGCACGGGGUACAUCAAAGUGAACGACCCGGUGCAAAUCUUGCGAGGGUCCCCACACGGCCAAAAGAAAACGGAGGACAAGAAAGCGCUGGGCACAGCAAAGACUAAAAAGUCUGGGGACGGCAAGAAGCAGAUGUCUCUCACUGCAAUGUUGAAGCAGCCGGCCAAGUCAUCCUCGAAGAAAAAGCCUGAUACCAUUGUGCGGCUGUACAACUCUCGGGGGUUCGAAUUUGGCAGACUACCUCAGGACGUCUCUUCUUGGAUCGCGAAACUGCUUGAUUUCGGUAUCGUCGAAUUCCGGGGCAAGAUGACGGAUUGUCCGAACAAACUUACCGUUGGGGCCAAUCUUAUCGUCUCGGCGGACGUCUACAUGUUGCCCACUGCAUUCAAGCCUUUCGGUCAAGAAACCGCCCAAGAAACCGCUACGGACAAGACUUUCCUGAUGUCCGAAGGAACGGAGACUUUGGACGAACAGGCUUUGCGUGAAAGGAAGGCAUCUGUACUCAAACUGUUCGAGGUCCUCAAUCUGCGACCUCAAGCAGGAGCGAAUCUCUCCGGAAGCAAAUCGGACGAGGAAAUCCAUGACGAGGCAAUGAAGAACAUUGCGAAACACAAACCCAAAAAGGUCACUGAAAUCGUCGGCGACGGCGAGGAGAUCGAAGUGGACGAGGGCGAAGAGUUAACGGAGAAUGACAUCGACCUGAUCUACCAGAAAGCGCAAAGGGGAGACAAGACUAUGGGGGAAAUGGAGCCCCCAGAUACCUUCACGCUCACCUUGCGAGGUUAUCAGAAACAAGCUCUAUUAUGGAUGCAUUCCAUUGAGCUCGGGAAAAUGGACGCGCGGGAGGCGAGUUCGAUGCAUCCUCUGUGGAGCCAAUACAUAUUCCCGUCACCUCAGACCGGAGGUUUCAUCGACUUGACUGCGGAGGACAAAGUCUUUUACUUCAACGCGUAUUCCGGUGAGCUGAGCCUGGACUUCCCCAGAGCGGAACGUAAAGGCCGAGGGGGUAUUCUUGCUGACGAGAUGGGCAUGGGCAAGACCAUCGAACUGGCCGCCCUCAUUCACACUAACUGCGAACCGGAUACCGAGCGCCCGGCAGACGAAGCAAGCUCCGGCAACAAGCAUCGACAACUGAAACUGAAUGCUGCUUUCAAGAAAGCGCCGCGCCGCACAUCCAAGAAACCACCCUCAGCCACAUUGAUUGUCGCGCCCACAUCUCUGCUGGCUCAAUGGGAGGCCGAAGUUCUGCGCUGCAGCAAGCCUGGAACUGUCAAUGUCAUCUUGUGGCAUGGGCAGAACCGGCUCGAUCUACAAGAUGCGCUGGACGAUGAAGACGGCGAGGAGGAGGGUAACAGGGCCAUCAAAGUUGUUGUCACGUCGUACGGCGUACUAGCGUCUGAGCACGCAAAAGCGAGGUCGCCGGUGUUCGACGUUGAAUGGCUCCGUAUCGUUCUAGACGAAGCGCAUUCGUGCAAAUCAAGGACGAGCAAGACGGCCAAAGCUGUGUAUGCUCUUCAUGCGAGAAGGCGAUGGGCUGUGACCGGGACCCCGAUCGUGAACAAGCUGGAGGAUCUCUUUUCGUUGCUGUUUAUUACGAUGCCGUUCCUGGCGCGAGACCCGAAAGCAAUCGAGAUUGUGCAGAUCAUUCUCGAGUCCAUCCUCCUCCGGCGGGAGAAGACGAUGCUUGAUACCAAUGGGAAGCGUAUCGUUGAGAUCGAUUAUCUCGAGUUCUCAUCGCUGGAGCGGAGGAUAUAUAACAGCCUUUUCAUUUCUGCAAAACGCGACUUCGAAGACCUGCACGCCAAAGGCUUGGUUGGCAAGAACUACACCCACAUCUUGGCGAUGCUGAUGAGGCUCCGCCGAGCUGUGCUUCAUCCCAACUUGGUGCUUUCAAGCAACAGCAAGUCUGGCGGCAGCGGCGAGGACGAAGAGAAUGACAUUGACGUGAACGAGCUGAUCAAGCGCUUUGCCAAUGAUGCGAGCGAGAGCAACGUGUUUGCGAAGAACGCUUUGGAGAAUCUGGACGUGGAUGAACAGGACGCCGAGUGUCCGGAAUCUGAACUGAUCGAGGUCUUUCGCCCGCCCAGCAGCUCUCAAGAUCCACAGCCUAGUGUCGUUCUGAGGAAGAAUGACUUCCGGUCAUCAACGAAGCUGGACGCACUGGCACUGAAUCUCCGAAAGCUGAGGGACCAAGACCCGUGCUUCCGCGCUGUCGUGUUUUCCCAAUUCACGUCCUACCUGGAUUUGAUACAGACCGUCCUGAAACGCGAACAGUUUGAGCACUAUCGCUUCGAUGGAUCCAUGGAUGUCAAGGCCCGGGGUGCGGCUCUCGAGCAGUUCAGAGCGCCGAUGAGGAAACCGAAGGUGCUAGUCGUCAGUUUGAAAGCCGGCGGUGUCGGACUGAACCUCACUUGCGCCAACCACGUGUUUAUGAUGGAUUGUUGGUGGAAUGCGGCGACGGAAAACCAGGCGAUCGACCGCGUCCAUCGCAUCGGGCAGGAGAAAACGGUCUAUGUCAAGCAUUUCAUUAUCUCGAACACGAUCGAAGGCCGGAUUCUGCAGAUACAAAAGCGCAAGACCGCGAUCGUCAAGGAAGCUUUCAGGGGUAGCGGUUCUGGUUCAUCGCGUUCGGAUCCGGAGAGCAUCGAGAAUCUCAAGAUCAUGUUUGGGGAGGGGGGAGACGAUCUUUGAGUUCGAAGGAGACUUCCAUGUCAUAUCCUGCCUCAUCCCGACGGACUCGGAUGAGUAUAUGUAUAGAGAGAUCGAUUGAGGGAUUGAUUAAGAUAACUCCAACCACGCGCGCGUGCAUCCACCCAUCAUCCAGACAGGUGAUGCGGGAGAGC
Messenger RNA from Mycena citricolor, 3274 nucleotides. The record is from the annotation of a GenBank genome assembly. Lineage: Eukaryota; Fungi; Basidiomycota; Agaricomycetes; Agaricales; Mycenaceae.